UUUUAAAUAAUUUUUAAACUUCAGCACAACACUCGAACGCAAUAAAGACAUUCAAGUGAUUCGCAUUUGUGGGUUACAAUUUAUAAAUGUACUUGAUUGCUUAUAAAAUUUGUUAUUCUUGUAGAAUAUACUAUAGUGGUUGCUACUAAUCAAAUAUAAUGCGACUUUAGAUAUUUUUUCUUAAAUUCAAUAAUUUUAUUCGCUUAAAGAUUUCAAGAAUUGCGUCAGAUUUAUAUUCCAAUUUAAAAAAAUGGAAGUUCCAUUUGAAUCCAGCUGCACUUCCUUUUAUCAAGGUCGCAAUCACCAAAGUUCUUAUAAUGAAACUUUUUAUUGAACCAUGCUUUUUUAUUAUUAAUUCAGUAUCUUAUUUAAAAAUAAUGAUACUUGAUUAUUUUUAUACAAUACAUUAGUUCACAUUCUAAAAAAAAUACACCAAAUCAAUGAUAGAUUUAAAUAAACAGUAAAUACAUUCGUCGCAUGUGGCAACACAACGGAACAGAUGUUUGUUAAUUGUCAACAAUUUGAAAAUUCUUAUCAGGGCUUUGGUUGUGAUGUGCAGUUGUCGUUGAUUUUGUUUUGAUUCUGUGAUACAUCAGCUUUGCAUAAAUUCUAUGCGUAAUUGUGGUGCUUAGUAGUUUAAUUAGUUUUAAUGAUUACAACAAUUAGAUUACAAAUAAAUUGUGAUACUUAAAAGUUGUUGUUACAGCCACAGUCGCAUAGCAUAUACAUAUAAAACUUGCUGCAGCUCUGUAACAUUUUCAUCAAUUAAGAUAAUUAAUAUGUGAUAAUAAUCCAGACGGUAUAAGUAAACGAAUAAAACGAUAACGUUAAUUAUAAAGAAACGCCAGCAAACUAAUAGAGAAAUUAAAAAAAAACUAUCCGCAACUGAAAUUGCUAUUGGCACUUCUACAAAUCUACCUUAGUACACACCUGUCUACCCGUAGUCUACAAUUAAGUGGUGCUACGCUCAACUGCAGUUUCCAUCAAAAUCACUGCCAUCUAAUAACUGCCGUAUGCAUGCACAACACGCGACAAUCAGUAGCCUAUAUACGAAGCCGGACUUCGCCGAAUACACAUUCAAUGUUGCUGCCUAGUUCCAUGUGCCUGUUAUCAGCCCCUUUAACAACAGCUUUGUCGUCAUUGCGUUUAUUAGCGCCGACGCCGUUGUUAUUGUGUAAUCGAAAUUUUAGCAUGCAAAAUAAAAAUAUUUGCACAAUUGACAGUUCAUAUCGCGAGCACAGUAAGAAUUGUUGUUUUAAGUACGUUGUCUCGUCUCUUUCACAUUUGCAACAACCCAUUCAGCUGCUAAGCGGUUGUCAACGAGUGAAAAAACUAACGCAAACGCGUUUUAUUUCAUCUACAAGUAAAUUGUUUAAACAAAAUUCCGGUGGAAAACACAUGGAAGUGCCAGAGGGUGUAUUCUGCGGUAGCGUUGAUCGCUUCAACGGUGUACUAGUGGACUCGGAAAAAGAAUACGAUGAAGCCACCGAUUUUGAAAAAAAGCUACAGAAAUCUUUAGACCACUGGAUUUCCAUUAAACGCCGCGCCAUUUGGUUCACAUUACAGAAGGAACAUGCAGCAUGGGUGCCACAUUUAUCUAAGGCCGGCUUUGUAUUCCAUCAUGUGGACACUACCUGCUCCUCUCUUGUGAUGUAUCGCUGGCUGCCAACCCACGAAUCUGCCAAUAUACCAACUUUUUGCCAUACAAUGCUUGGUGUUGGUGGACUUGUUGUUAAUGACAACAAUGAAGUGUUAGUUGUUAGUGACCGCUAUGCAUUAAUAGCAAAUAGUUGGAAAUUACCCGGUGGUUAUGUCGAGCCAGGCGAGGAAAUAGUAAAUGCAGCUAUACGCGAGGUAAGGGAGGAAACCGGCAUUGACUGUGAGUUUCGUACCGUUAUUAGUAUACGACAUUCGCAUGGCGGCAACUUCGGCUGUUCGGAUAUGUACAUAGUUGUUGCAUUGAAGCCACUCAAUCACGAAGUGCAUAAAUGCGAGCGUGAAAUCGCUAAGGCACAAUGGAUGCCGGUUAAGGAGUAUUUACAACAUCCUGACGUACACGAGACAAAUCGUCACUUUAUGCGCACCUAUUUAGAUUACAAUAAACGUAAUAUACGAUUUACUUAUGAGCGCGCCCAGCAUCGUGUGCUGAAGCGUGAGUACACGUUAUUUUAUAUGAAACCGAUUGAGGAAAAAAACGAAAGUUGAGUUAUGUAAUGACAGUUUUUAUGCGCAACAGCACUUUCCAUCCAUCAAAGGAACAUUAUAAUUUUUGAGGUUAUGUAAAGUAUGAUUUUUAAGUAAUGAAAAACACAGAUAGAUCAGAUUAAAUAUAAUAUGUAUUCCACAAAGUGGCCUUUCAAAUUAACUAAAAUAGAGGUUAUCAAACAAUAACAAAAAUUAAUUUGCGAUGUGUAAGGGAAAAUUGGUACAAAUAACUUUAUUGGAAGUUAACUAAAAAACGCCUACAUUUUUAUAAGUAACAAUGAAAUACCUUUCGAAAACAUGCACCAAUAUGUGUUGUUUUUAUUUAUUUCCACAUUUUUUAAGUUUAAAUGUUAAAUUUCUUCCAUUGUUGUCGAAAUACUAUUUUAGUUUUUAUGAUUUGUUAAAUUGUUUUACUAAGUUUAUAAUAAAAAAAUAAAAUAAAA
This is a messenger RNA of Bactrocera oleae (olive fruit fly), 2648 nucleotides long. RefSeq lists its product as uncharacterized. The record is from RefSeq and is a predicted model, not a curated record. Lineage: Eukaryota; Metazoa; Arthropoda; Insecta; Diptera; Tephritidae. Gene Ontology annotation, molecular function: NAD binding; NADH pyrophosphatase activity; ADP-ribose diphosphatase activity.